This is a messenger RNA of Pan troglodytes (chimpanzee), 8075 nucleotides long. RefSeq names its product jagged canonical Notch ligand 1 (gene JAG1). Bases 2607 to 6263 code for a protein of 1218 amino acids. The transcript is spliced from 26 exons. The record is from RefSeq and is a predicted model, not a curated record. Gene Ontology annotation, biological process: multicellular organism development; cell communication; Notch signaling pathway. Gene Ontology annotation, molecular function: calcium ion binding; Notch binding. Gene Ontology annotation, cellular component: membrane. Lineage: Eukaryota; Metazoa; Chordata; Mammalia; Primates; Hominidae.
UUUUUUUUUUUUUUUUGAGAUGGAGUCUCGCUCUGUCGCCAGGCUGGAGUGCAGUGGCAUGAUCUCAGCUCACUGCAACCUCCGCCUCCCAGGUUGAAGCGAUUCUCCUCUCUCAGCCUCCCGAGUAGCUGGGACUACAGGUAUGCGCCACCACGCCCAGCUAAUUUUUGUAUUUGUAGUAGAGACCGGGUUUCACCAUGUUGACCAGGAUGGUCUCAAUCUCUUGACCUCGUGAUCCACCCGCCUCGGCCUCCCAAAGUGCUGGGAUUGCAGGCGUGACCCACAGCUCCCGGCCCAUUUUACUUUUAAACCGUUAUUUAGCACCCAAACUCAGGGAUACUUGGGAGUAGAAAUUAGAACAGGACAGAUAAGUGGGGAGACUGGUGUUGAUGGAAACCUCAGUGAGAAAAGUGUAGAUGGGAUUACAGUUGACAACUGGUUGCCUUGAUUUAGGAUAAUUGGGGAAAGGGAGGCUGGGGCACAUUGAAACACCCAGGUUGUCGCUGCCUACCCCAGCUGCUAACAUGACCAGCUGUAAACUUGCUCUGUUCUUAGAAACCUCCCUUCCAAAACAUGGAUUCUCUCGCCAGUGCUCAAGAUGGGACACAUUACCACUAAGUAAGCACUUUUCUUAGGAGCAUUUCUUAGGCUGUUAAAAUGCCAAGACUCCUAACCAUCCUUGGUAGCUUUGAACCUAUGUAAAGAGGUCAGUUAGCUGCCCUAGUUUAUUCCUCAGAAUGAUGAGAUUUGGCACUGAAAAUAUUGUUCAUACUGAGCCUCCCAUCAAAUGCAAUAAGUAGAUAACCACAAAUACCCACCCUUUUAUGCUCGUAACUCAGCAUGUUGGAAACUAUUUUCCCUUGACCUAUUGCCAGCCCAUCACGCCCCACACCCAGGAGAACUCAAGCCCCAAACCGGCCGCUGAACAGUCACGCUUUUCUGCAGGACAUACCUACUAUUAGGGCCAAAACUUUGUCCACCCUUCAAAGGAAGUCGAUGUUUCCAUAUAAAGGUCCCCUCAAAUGCAACAGCAAGCCCGUUGGGAGAGGGGUUGGCAGAGGCUACGGCCAGCCCACGGGCUUUCUUCGACCUUGAUUAUGACCAGGAGUGUAGCUGUUAAUUGCGAGGCUUGCCUCAAGGUGGAAAACAGUAUCGGUUUCCACUGCCACCCCAGAGAAGGCAAGUUCCGCGGCUGGCGGUGGUGGGGACACGGUCCCUCCCAGGCCCAUCUCUUGCCACCCAGAGAGCUGCUCGGAGGCCGCCUACAGGUGCAAUCCCGGCACUGCGGCCGGGGCGGGCGUCCAAGUCCACCAGCAUCUCCGCCGGCCCUUCCCAAAGCCUGAACAGGGCCCCGGCGUGCCCGCCGCCUUCUACCCCCGGUUUCCCCGCGCCUCUGCCCCGGCGCGGUUUGGAAAGGAAGCUGGGAGCCCUCCCAGGCUCCGCAGACUCGGAUUUGGGAGGGGGUGGGACGCGGCCGAGGCUUCCCCUCGAAUCUGCGGCAAGCCUGGCUCCAGGAAAGUUUUUCAAAGUUCCCAGCAGCGUCUGCCCAGGUCGCCUCCGCGGGGCGAGCAGACGGCGGCAAGCGCGCCAGCCUCGCCGCCGCCUCUGCCGCCAGCAGAGCGCUCUGGGCGGCUCGCUCGCGGGAAGCGGGCCGAACUCCCGGCGGGCAGGCAGGCCCUCCUCCCGGGGCGAAAGCCGCAGCUGACGCAGGCGGUUCGGAAGGCGGAAGCUGCCCCGCUCCGACCGCUCAGUCAGCGCCGCGGCGCCUACACCUGGGGCCCCGACGCGCGGGCAAAGGCGCACGGCCCGGGGCGCCCGAGGGGGCGGUCCCCGCUGGGGGCCUCCAGGCGUCCCUGAGCAACGAUCCCUUCCAAGUACCUCCCCGCACUCUCCCUUCCCUCCUGGCCCGAAGCUCCCGAGGGCGGGGGUUGGUGUGGGGCCCUGGUACUUCUACGCCGCCCUGGGCAUCCCGCAGCCCCCAACCCCUUCCAAGUUCCUCCUCGCACUACCCCCUCCACAGCAACGUGAAGGGGAGGGGCGUGCCCAGGGUGAGCACGCCCUCUCAUGAAUAUUAAUAAGCGCGCAUGCGCCCUGCCCGGCGUGCUGGGUAGAGGUGGCCAGCCCCGGCCGCCGCUGCCAGACGGGCUCUCCGGGUCCCUCUCCGAGAGCCGGGCGGGCACGCGUCAUUGUGUUACCUGCGGCCGGCCCGCGAGCUAGGCUGGGUUUUUUUUUUCUCCCCUCCCUCCCCCCUUUUUCCAUGCAGCUGAUCUAAAAGGGAAUAAAAGGCUGAGCAUAAUCUAAUAAUAAAAGAAGGGGAGCGCGAAAGAAGGAAAGAAAGCCGGGAGGUGGAAGAGGAGGGGGAGCGUCUCAAAGAAGCGAUCAGAAUAAUAAAAGGAGGCCAGGCUCUUUGCCUUCUGGAACGGGCCGCUCUUGAAAGGGCUUUUGAAAAGUGGUGUUGUUUUCCAGUCGUGCAUGCUCCAAUCGGCGGAGUAUAUUAGAGCCGGGACGCGGCGGCCGCAGGGGCAGCGGCGACGGCAGCACCGGCAGCAGCACCAGCGCGAACAGCAGCGGCGGCGUCCCGAGUGCCCGCGGCGCGCGGCGCAGCGAUGCGUUCCCCACGGACGCGCGGCCGGCCCGGGCGCCCCCUAAGCCUCCUGCUCGCCCUGCUCUGUGCCCUGCGAGCCAAGGUGUGUGGGGCCUCGGGUCAGUUCGAGUUGGAGAUCCUGUCCAUGCAGAACGUGAACGGGGAGCUGCAGAACGGGAACUGCUGCGGCGGCGCCCGGAACCCGGGAGACCGCAAGUGCACCCGCGACGAGUGUGACACAUACUUCAAAGUGUGCCUCAAGGAGUAUCAGUCCCGCGUCACGGCCGGGGGGCCCUGCAGCUUCGGCUCAGGGUCCACGCCUGUCAUCGGGGGCAACACCUUCAACCUCAAGGCCAGCCGCGGCAACGACCGCAACCGCAUCGUGCUGCCUUUCAGUUUCGCCUGGCCGAGGUCCUAUACGUUGCUUGUGGAGGCGUGGGAUUCCAGUAAUGACACCGUUCAACCUGACAGUAUUAUUGAAAAGGCUUCUCACUCGGGCAUGAUCAACCCCAGCCGGCAGUGGCAGACGCUGAAGCAGAACACGGGCGUUGCCCACUUUGAGUAUCAGAUCCGCGUGACCUGUGAUGACUACUACUAUGGGUUUGGCUGCAAUAAGUUCUGCCGCCCCAGAGAUGACUUCUUUGGACACUAUGCCUGUGACCAGAAUGGCAACAAAACUUGCAUGGAAGGCUGGAUGGGCCCCGAAUGUAACAGAGCUAUUUGCCGACAAGGCUGCAGUCCCAAGCAUGGGUCUUGCAAACUCCCGGGUGACUGCAGGUGCCAGUACGGCUGGCAAGGCCUGUACUGUGAUAAGUGCAUCCCGCACCCGGGAUGCGUCCACGGCAUCUGUAAUGAGCCCUGGCAGUGCCUCUGUGAGACCAACUGGGGCGGCCAGCUCUGUGACAAAGAUCUCAAUUACUGUGGCACCCAUCAGCCAUGUCUCAACGGGGGAACUUGUAGCAACACAGGCCCUGACAAAUAUCAGUGUUCCUGCCCUGAGGGGUAUUCAGGACCCAACUGUGAAAUUGCUGAGCACGCCUGCCUCUCUGAUCCCUGUCACAACAGAGGCAGCUGUAAGGAGACCUCCCUGGGCUUUGAGUGUGAGUGUUCCCCAGGCUGGACCGGCCCCACAUGCUCUACAAACAUUGAUGACUGUUCUCCUAAUAACUGUUCCCACGGGGGCACCUGCCAGGACCUGGUUAACGGAUUUAAGUGUGUGUGCCCCCCACAGUGGACUGGGAAAACGUGCCAGUUAGAUGCAAAUGAAUGUGAGGCCAAACCUUGUGUAAACGCCAAAUCCUGUAAGAAUCUCAUUGCCAGCUACUACUGCGACUGUCUUCCCGGCUGGAUGGGUCAGAAUUGUGACAUAAAUAUUAAUGACUGCCUUGGCCAGUGUCAGAAUGACGCCUCCUGUCGGGAUUUGGUUAAUGGUUAUCGCUGUAUCUGUCCACCUGGCUAUGCAGGCGAUCAUUGUGAGAGAGACAUCGAUGAAUGUGCCAGCAACCCCUGUUUGAAUGGGGGUCACUGUCAGAAUGAAAUCAACAGAUUCCAGUGUCUGUGUCCCACUGGUUUCUCUGGAAACCUCUGUCAGCUGGAUAUCGAUUAUUGUGAGCCUAAUCCCUGCCAGAACGGUGCCCAGUGCUACAACCGUGCCAGUGACUAUUUCUGCAAGUGCCCCGAGGACUAUGAGGGCAAGAACUGCUCACACCUGAAAGACCACUGCCGCACGACCCCCUGUGAAGUGAUUGACAGCUGCACAGUGGCCAUGGCUUCCAACGACACACCUGAAGGGGUGCGGUAUAUUUCCUCCAACGUCUGUGGUCCUCACGGGAAGUGCAAGAGUCAGUCGGGAGGCAAAUUCACCUGUGACUGUAACAAAGGCUUCACGGGAACAUACUGCCAUGAAAAUAUUAAUGACUGUGAGAGCAACCCUUGUAGAAACGGUGGCACUUGCAUCGAUGGUGUCAACUCCUACAAGUGCAUCUGUAGUGACGGCUGGGAGGGGGCCUACUGUGAAACCAAUAUUAAUGACUGCAGCCAGAACCCCUGCCACAAUGGGGGCACGUGUCGCGACCUGGUCAACGACUUCUACUGUGACUGUAAAAACGGGUGGAAAGGAAAGACCUGCCACUCACGUGACAGUCAGUGUGACGAGGCCACGUGCAACAACGGUGGCACCUGCUAUGAUGAGGGGGAUGCUUUUAAGUGCAUGUGUCCUGGCGGCUGGGAAGGAACCACCUGUAACAUAGCCCGAAACAGUAGCUGCCUGCCCAACCCCUGCCAUAAUGGGGGCACAUGUGUGGUCAACGGCGAGUCCUUUACGUGUGUCUGCAAGGAAGGCUGGGAGGGGCCCAUCUGUGCUCAGAAUACCAAUGACUGCAGCCCUCAUCCCUGUUACAACAGCGGCACCUGUGUGGAUGGAGACAACUGGUACCGGUGCGAAUGUGCCCCGGGUUUUGCUGGGCCCGACUGCAGAAUAAACAUCAAUGAAUGCCAGUCUUCACCUUGUGCCUUUGGAGCGACCUGUGUGGAUGAGAUCAAUGGCUACCGGUGUGUCUGCCCUCCAGGGCACAGUGGUGCCAAGUGCCAGGAAGUUUCAGGGAGACCUUGCAUCACCAUGGGGAGUGUGAUACCAGAUGGGGCCAAAUGGGAUGAUGACUGUAAUACCUGCCAGUGCCUGAAUGGACGGAUCGCCUGCUCAAAGGUCUGGUGUGGCCCUCGACCUUGCCUGCUCCACAAAGGGCACAGCGAGUGCCCCAGCGGGCAGAGCUGCAUCCCCAUCCUGGAUGACCAGUGCUUCGUCCACCCCUGCACUGGUGUGGGCGAGUGUCGGUCUUCCAGUCUCCAGCCGGUGAAGACAAAGUGCACCUCUGACUCCUAUUACCAGGAUAACUGUGCGAACAUCACGUUUACCUUUAACAAGGAGAUGAUGUCACCAGGUCUUACUACGGAGCACAUUUGCAGUGCAUUGAGGAAUUUGAAUAUUUUGAAGAAUGUUUCCGCUGAAUAUUCAAUCUACAUCGCUUGCGAGCCUUCCCCUUCAGCGAACAAUGAAAUACAUGUGGCCAUUUCUGCUGAAGAUAUACGGGAUGAUGGGAACCCGAUCAAGGAAAUCACUGACAAAAUAAUCGAUCUUGUUAGUAAACGUGACGGAAACAGCUCGCUGAUUGCUGCCGUUGCAGAAGUAAGAGUUCAGAGGCGGCCUCUGAAGAACAGAACAGAUUUCCUUGUUCCCUUGCUGAGCUCUGUCUUAACUGUGGCUUGGAUCUGUUGCUUGGUGACGGCCUUCUACUGGUGCCUGCGGAAGCGGCGGAAGCCGGGCAGCCACACACACUCGGCCUCUGAGGACAACACCACCAACAACGUGCGGGAGCAGCUGAACCAGAUCAAAAACCCCAUUGAGAAACAUGGGGCCAACACGGUCCCCAUCAAGGAUUACGAGAACAAGAACUCCAAAAUGUCUAAAAUAAGGACACACAAUUCUGAAGUAGAAGAGGACGACACGGACAAACACCAGCAGAAAGCCCGGUUUGCCAAGCAGCCGGCGUACACGCUGGUAGACAGAGAAGAGAAGCCCCCCAACGGCAUGCCGACAAAACACCCAAACUGGACAAACAAACAGGACAACAGAGACUUGGAAAGUGCCCAGAGCUUAAACCGAAUGGAGUACAUUGUAUAGCAGACCGCGGGCACUGCCGCCGCUAGGUAGAGUCUGAGGGCUUGUAGUUCUUUAAACUGUCGUGUCAUACUCGAGUCUGAGGCUGUUGCUGACUUAGAAUCCCUGUGUUAAUUUAAGUUUUGACAAGCUGGCUUACACUGGCAAUGGUAGUUUCUGUGGUUGGCUGGGAAAUCGAGUGCCGCAUCUCACAGCUAUGCAAAAAGCUAGUCAACAGUACCCUGGUUGUGUGUCCCCUUGCAGCCGACACGGUCUCGGAUCAGGCUCCCAGGAGCCUGCCCAGCCCCCUGGUCUUUGAGCUCCCACUUCUGCCAGAUGUCCUAAUGGUGAUGCAGUCUUAGAUCAUAGUUUUAUUUAUAUUUAUUGACUCUUGAGUUGUUUUUGUAUAUUGGUUUUAUGAUGACGUACAAGUAGUUCUGUAUUUGAAAGUGCCUUUGCAGCUCAGAACCACAGCAACGAUCACAAAUGACUUUAUUAUUUAUUUUUUUUAAUUGUAUUUUUGUUGUUGGGGGAGGGGAGACUUUGAUGUCAGCAGUUGCUGGUAAAAUGAAGAAUUUAAAGAAAAAAAUGUCAAAAGUAGAACUUUGUAUAGUUAUGUAAAUAAUUCUUUUUUAUUAAUCACUGUGUAUAUUUGAUUUAUUAACUUAAUAAUCAAGAGCCUUAAAACAUCAUUCCUUUUUAUUUAUAUGUAUGUGUUUAGAAUUGAAGGUUUUUGAUAGCAUUGUAAGCGUAUGGCUUUAUUUUUUUGAACUCUUCUCAUUACUUGUUGCCUAUAAGCCAAAAUUAAGGUGUUUGAAAAUAGUUUAUUUUAAAACAAUAGGAUGGGCUUCUGUGCCCAGAAUACUGAUGGAAUUUUUUUGUACGACGUCAGAUGUUUAAAACACCUUCUAUAGCAUCACUUAAAACACGUUUUAAGGACUGACUGAGGCAGUUUGAGGAUUAGUUUAGAACAGGUUUUUUUGUUUGUUUGUUUUUUGUCUUUCUGCUUUAGACUUGAAAAGAGACAGGCAGGUGAUCUGCUGCAGAGCAGUAAGGGAACAAGUUGAGCUAUGACUUAACAUAGCCAAAAUGUGAGUGGUUGAAUAUGAUUAAAAAUAUCAAAUUAAUUGUGUGAACUUGGAAGCACACCAAUCUUACUUUGUAAAUUCUGAUUUCUUUUCACCAUUCAUACAUAAUACUGAACCACUUGUAGAUUUGAUUUUUUUUUAAUCUACUGCAUUUAGGGAGUAUUCUAAUAAGCUAGUUGAAUACUUGAACCAUAAAAUGUCCAGUAAGAUCACUGUUUAGAUUUGCCAUAGAGUGCACUGCCUGCCUUAAGUGAGGAAAUCAAAGUGCUAUUACGAAGUUCAAGAUCAAAAAGGCUUACAAAACAGAGUAAUCUUGUUGGUUCACCAUUGAGACCGUGAAGAUACUUUGUAUUGUCCUAUUAGUGUUAUAUGAACAUAAAAAUGCAUCUUUGAUGUGUUGUUCUUGGCAAUAAAUUUUGAAAAGUAAUAUUUAUUAAAUUUUUUUGUAUGAAAACAUGGAACAGUGUGGCCUCUUCUGAGCUUACGUAGUUAUACCGGCUUUGCCGUGUGCUUCUGCCACCCUGCUGAGUCUGUUCUGGUAAUCGGGGUAUAAUAGGCUCUGCUUGACAGAGGGAUGGAGGAAGAACUGAAAGGCUUUUCAACCACAAAACUCAUCUGGAGUUCUCAAAGACCUGGGGCUGCUGUGAAGCUGGAACUGCGGGAGCCCCAUCUAGGGGAGCCUUGAUUCCCUUGUUAUUCAACAGCAAGUGUGAAUACUGCUUGAAUAAACACCACUGGAUUAAUGGCC